This is a messenger RNA of Scleropages formosus (Asian bonytongue), 1773 nucleotides long. It is a transcript of the gene psd2, whose product is annotated as pleckstrin and Sec7 domain containing 2. The coding region runs from base 123 to 1679 and encodes 518 amino acids. The transcript has 13 exons. Lineage: Eukaryota; Metazoa; Chordata; Actinopteri; Osteoglossiformes; Osteoglossidae. Gene Ontology annotation, molecular function: protein binding; guanyl-nucleotide exchange factor activity; phospholipid binding. The record is from RefSeq and is a predicted model, not a curated record. Gene Ontology annotation, biological process: regulation of ARF protein signal transduction.
UCGGCAGCUCCCGAGUGACAUGCUGCGGGGUUGCGGAGCCUCUCUCGGCGGCGGUCGGAUCACGAGCUCGACGGCGGCGCGCGGCGAAUAUGGGCGCGAGUGAGUGAGGAUCCGGCGGGAAGAUGUGGAAGGAGGAGUUUGACGAGCACUUCGACUUUCUGCUCGGACUGCUCGAUGCUAACCUCACAGAUGUCCUGUCGGACUCGGACUCGGAGCUGGGGAACCUGGAGCAGCUGGAGCAGGGCAGCACAGACACCCUAGCCAAUGGCUGUCGCGCUGACACUGAGGCUGCCAAGCGCCUCGCCAAGCGCCUCUUCCACCUGGAGGGCUUCAAGCGGUGUGAUGUGGCGCGUCACCUGGGCAAGAACAACGAGUUCAGCCAGCUCGUGGCAGCCGAGUACCUGCGCUUCUUCGACUUCACGGGCCUGCCGCUGGACCGGGCGCUCAGAACGUUCCUGAAGGCAUUCCCCCUGAUGGGUGAGACACAGGAAAGGGAGAGGGUCCUCGUCCACUUCUCCAGGAGAUUCUGUUACUGCAAUCCCGAGACACACAUGUCCGAAGAUGGUGUACACACACUGACCUGCGCCCUCAUGCUGCUCAACACAGACCUGCAUGGACACAAUAUUGGGAAGAAGAUGUCUUGCCAGCAGUUCAUUAGUAACCUGGACGGCCUGAAUGAUGGUACUGACUUCCCAAAGGACUUGUUAAAGGUGCUGUACAACUCAAUCAAGAAUGAGAAGCUGCAGUGGGCCAUUGAGGAAGAGGAGCUUAGGAAGUCUCUGUCAGAGCUGGUGGAGGAGCAGUGCGACUGUGGUGGCAAGCGGGUGGCUCGCGUCACCGAUGGCAGUAACCCCUUCAUUGCCAUCCCGCUGCUUCUGAACGCGGCCACCUACAAGCAUGGAGUCCUCACACGGAAGAGCCACGCCGACAUGGACGGCAAACGCACUCCAAGAGGGCGCAGAGGCUGGAAGAAGUUCUACGCGGUUCUCAAAGGGACGAUCCUUUACCUACAGAAGGAUGAGUAUAAACCGGACAAGGACCUCUCAGAGGUUGACCUCAAGAACGCUGUUCGAGUUCACCAUGCCUUGGCCACCAGAGCCAGCGACUACAGCAAGAGGCCCAACGUGCUCAAACUGAAGACCUCAGACUGGAGAGUGUUCCUCUUCCAGGCACCGAGCGAAGAGGAGAUGAUGUCAUGGAUCCUCCGCAUUAACCUGGUCGCAGCCUUGUUUUCUGCCCCUGCCUUCCCCGCAGCUAUCGGCUCCAUGAAGAAGUUCUGUAGACCACUGCUGCCCUCCUCCUCCACCAGGCUGAGCCAGGAGGAGCAGCUGAAGUCCCACGAGAACAAGCUGAAACAGAUCACCCUGGAGGUGGAGGAGCACAGCAGGAACCCACCAGAUCUGACGCUGAAGACCAAGGAGGCUGAGGAGUACCGGCUGAAGGAGCACUAUCUCGUGUUUGAGAGGAGUCGCUAUGAGACGUACGUCACCCUACUGCGGGCCAAACUACGGGCGGACACGGACGACCUGGACAAGAUCGAGGCCAGCCUCUUGAGCAGUGAGGCCGGCGACGGGUACCUGCGGAAAACCCAGUCGAGUCCGUCCAUCAGCCAGGGGCACGGCGCCAAUGGGCGGCCGGACGGAAGGAGCGGCCCGGCCAGAGUGGAGCAGCCGAACUGAGGAGCGCUGUGGACCCUUAGCCCGACACAGACACACCGCAACCGAAGAGCUAAUAAAAAAAUCAUGAAGGGAAAAAAACUGCAUAUCAAUGUAU